AUGCAGUUUGCUGAGACGGAGGAAGCCCCAUAUUACCCAACACUCAGCCAACUGAUACAAGUACAAAAACGAAGACUUUUAAAGCUCAGCACGUCUCACGACGACCUUACGAACAGGGAAAUUACCGCUGUCAAUCGUUGGCUUCCAAAACCGUCUCGGCAUUCGCGUGAAAUCGACCUCGCCACAUUCCACGGAGAGGAGCCCACUUUAAAACUAAUGGCUAAGUAUGAACAAUUCUCAACGGUUUGUCAUUUGACCAGUUGUAAAAAUGCGAGACGAGUGAUUGAGGACAACGGUAUAGAUCCAGAAAUCAGAACAUUCGACUCGCCUCUUGCGAAAGAGUCCGUAAAAGUCAGAAGUAUUGGAUUUGAGGCAAAUACAGACACCAACCUCCGAGAGCUGAAGAAAAUCCUGAAGGAAAAAAAAAGGCUACAGGUCAAGUGGCUGCUUAAUCUUCAUGGUGAUUCAGGGAUCGUAAACAAGAAGCCUUCACGCUACCGCAUGGCUGACGAUGACGUCAACAGGUGGCAUCACUACAUCCUGGACAUUACAGACUAUGCCAAGACUUCAUUGUGUCGCAUCCUGGUCACACCUCGCGUAUAUUCAAACUUGAUUCCCUAUGAUCCUACAAAACUGGGUGGUCCAUGGUACUGGGACCUGGUGAAUGACGAGCAUUACUGCUUGCAAAGAGUGUUAGGUUACGAUGGCGAGGAGCGCCCUUUGGUGACUGAGUUUUGGCGGGAAUCUGACUUCAUUGGUUUGUCUGUCCCAGGCCCCGACUGGAGCGUGAUACAUGACGUCGAGUUCAUCCGCUCCGCGACAUCUUGUGCCAGUAAAGGAGAAAUCGAAGACGCUGAGCUACUUGUCUUGUCCUGGGUUCACAGCCAAUCAGAAAAAUUCAUCAGAAGCUUAAGCGGCAUCGAAGGAUUGGGACAGAGUCGCUUGCAACGAGCCUUGCGUGAUACUCUGAAGGAGCUUCCCUCUAUUUCAAAGAAAUUUGAUCAUUCCUGCGAGCCUAACACUAUUUAUGUCCAUAACGAUGCUGUGGCAACGCUCGCACAUUCACCCCCACGGGAGAGUUUUUGUCGCGAGUUGGGAAUCUCGGGUAGUUUAGUUUUUGUCAAAGCUUGUCUCGGUUUACUGUGCCAAAGUCAGAAUUUGAACGAUUUGAGAGAGUACCUUGUUGGUAACCCUGUGAGUCUGCAAGCUCUCUUUCAGUGGUUAUUGGAUUAA
This is a messenger RNA of Pocillopora verrucosa, 1233 nucleotides long. Lineage: Eukaryota; Metazoa; Cnidaria; Anthozoa; Scleractinia; Pocilloporidae. The record is from RefSeq and is a predicted model, not a curated record.